Molecule: messenger RNA, 3168 nt
Organism: Acanthochromis polyacanthus (spiny chromis)
Lineage: Eukaryota; Metazoa; Chordata; Actinopteri; Pomacentridae
Gene: rbck1
Product: RanBP-type and C3HC4-type zinc finger containing 1
Exons: 12
Coding region: 392-1951 (519 amino acids)
Biological process (GO): protein linear polyubiquitination; proteasome-mediated ubiquitin-dependent protein catabolic process; positive regulation of canonical NF-kappaB signal transduction
Cellular component (GO): LUBAC complex
Molecular function (GO): ubiquitin-protein transferase activity; ubiquitin binding
Source: RefSeq, a predicted model, not a curated record
UGUUUAUCUGCACAUUGAAGGUCUAUAAAAUUAGCUUCCUAAAGCAGAAACUUCAAAGUCAGUGAGACGAGGGGCGGAACACAGCAGCUCCUGGACUGUCCCUUAAAACUCAGUCUUCCUGAACUUUAAUCGGUUUCACUUUCCAUUCUAUCUGCCGGCUGCUCACGAGCCACACUCGACGCUGCAGAGAAACAAACCCCGAAGUUUACUCUUCUCACUGCUCUGAUCUACUUCUCCUUACUGGAUCUAAAAGCUGCAUUUGUUACCGUAAAGUCGAAGAGAGGAAGUGUGUGCUGGAGGCGGCUGGGUUCGAUGUAGAUUCUUUCACGGACAGCUCUGUCUGCUCACAAAUGCGACACAUCCCGUGUUACCUGUCGUUCCAGGUGUGAUCAUGGCUUCUAAAGUGGACCUGAAGGAGGCGGAGGAGCUCGCCCUCUCUCUGACUGAAGCCCUGAACAGUGGAGACCGUCAGGAGGCAGUUAAACUGUGUGAACGGCUCUCUGACCUCUGUGUUCCGGUGACCGUCAGCAUCAGCAGUGAGGUCUACUGUCAGGACUCCAUAAGGUUGUGGGUUGGAGUGGAGGAUGCUCAGUCAGACGCUUACAUCCCGGUGACUGUGGUGGUUUCUGCCGGCAUGACAAUUGCACAACUGAAAGACAAGAUCAGCCAUGACUUUGGCUUCCACCCAUUGCUGCAGCGCUGGGUGAUCGGGAAGCGACUCGCUCAGGACCAGGAGACGUUAUACAGCCACGGUAUUCGUCAGAACGGGGACCAGGCUUUCCUCUUCAUCCUCUCCUCACACGCUGCUCAUCUCACACGGCAGCAAGAAAAGCUGGACCAGGAGCAGCAACGUAUAGAUGGUAUCAUGGAGUCGAUGCAGGUGAUGCAGCUGUUUCCCAGAGGUGCCGGUGUUGGUGACAAGACAGCUCCACCUCCAGAAAUUCAAGAGACCCCUCCUCCUGUUCCCCCUAAAGCCCCAGUCGUUACUAAGCCAGCCGUGCCUCCUAAACCUCAGUUCGGUUGGUCCUGCACCAUGUGUACAUACGUGAACAAGCCAACUCGUCCUGGCUGUGAGAUGUGCGGACAGGAACGGCCACAUGAUUACCAGGUACCUGAAAUCUACCAGCCAGACCAGCAGGAGGCUCAACGAAUGCAGCAGGAACAGCUGGCCAUGAUGCAGUACGAACAGGCUCAGGUGGAGGAACGAGAGAGGAACUACAUGUACUUGUUGGCGACAGAUGACCAGAACCUCAUCCUCAACACCACAGAGAUGGAUUGUCCCAUUUGCUUCUCUCCCCUGCAGCCAGAAGAAGGCGUCGUGCUCAGGGAAUGUCUGCACACCUUCUGCAGAGAUUGUCUAAAAGGGACAAUUAUAAACAGUCAAGAUGCUGAGGUGUCCUGUCCUGAGGAAUGUGACAGCAAACUGUUGGACCGCGAGAUCAAAGAGCUGCUCACAGAAGAGGAGCACCAGCGCUUCCUAGAGUUGCGUCUCAGCAUUGCAGAAAGCCGCUCGGAGCACAGCUUCCACUGUCAGACUCCCAACUGUCGAGGGUGGUGCAUCUACGAGGAUGAAGUCAACGAGUUCUACUGUGAACUCUGUCAGGAAACCAACUGCAUCCUCUGCAGGGCCAUCCAUAAAGACAUGAAUUGUAAGGAUUACCAGGAUGACUUGCGCAUCCGUGCACAGAACGACGAAGCAGCUCAGAAAACAAAACAGAUGUUAGAGAGCAUGCUGCAGAAUGGGGAGGCCAUGAAGUGUCCACGGUGUGACGUCAUUGUCCAGAAAAAAGAUGGCUGCGAUUGGAUCUGCUGUUUGAUGUGCAGGACAGAAAUCUGUUGGGUCACCAAACAAGCUCGAUGGGGACCGAAUGGCAAUGGUGACAUAUCAGGUGGCUGCAGAUGUCGAGUCAAUAACCAGCCUUGUCAUCCCAACUGCCAAAAUUGCCACUGAGGGCAGCACACUAAACAACGCAUGCUGCUGAAAAGACACGCACUAUCUGGGUAAACUCUUCUGGUGUGCAUACAUUAAUGUGUUCUAUUGAUUUAUUUCGGCCUUGAUUUCAGUGGUAUGCUGACAAUACUCAGUUGUGCUGCUGGUGAAGUACAUCUUUCUUCUGUAGCUGUAGGUAGAUAUACCAUACAUAAGCAGUAGAAACUGCCAGCUGUUUCCUCUAAACGUAUCUACAGCUGAGGAUAUCAGCUGUCAUUGUGGAAAAAAUAAGCAUUACUGGGAUCUUCUGCCAUAUAUAUUUUGUUGUAUGAACCCGUGCUUAACAACAGUCUGAGCUCUGGCUACUGAUUUAAUCACAGUUCAGUUUGAUGCACUAAGAUUGUGAAGCUUGAGUUUGGAUUUAAGUCAGAACUUUGAUCAGGACAAAUGCACCAACAUGUAAAAGUGUCGCUCCACGGCUAACAGAGAUAUCCAAAGAUAAGGGCUUUCCUGUAAAGGAGAGCUACAACUAAUUACAACAAUAGCUUUCAUGAAUUAAUACAUUUUUUUACAACUCAUCUCUAUGAAACAAAACUAAAGACAAAUGAGUGCUGACAGUUACAGAUGUCUUCCAAGCCAAGCUGACCAUGAAGAUUUUCUUUUUCUGAAGUUGUAACAUAAUUAUUGAUUGGUUCUGGGACUUCUAAGCAAUGGAUUUUCUUUCAGUCGACAAGGCAGACUGUGGUGAAGGAUGUUUUAUGUUUUAAGCGUUUACAUUGAAUGUGUUCAUAAUGCAAGCCGGGUUGCUCGGAUACCCAAGUGCCUUUUAAGUAUUAGGUGUAACCAUAGUGUGGUGAACAAUUAAUGAUGCUGUAUUAUAUGUAGUUCUUUAUCUGUAGUUCUUCAAUGUUUAUUCCUCAGGAACUACAGACACUAAAGUACACAGAUACCGGAUAUUUGUGUCUUGUGUCUAUGGAGCUUGUUGGACUUUACUACUAUUUGAAACAUCCGUUUUAAACCAUCUUUGUCAAAUUGUGUUAAGGAAGGAAGCACACCUUUAAAAUAUGGACUCUAAACAUUCAGGUUGCUCUUCUUUGAAUCCAAAAUGAAAAUGUAUAUAUAUAUAUGUGUAAUGCCAGACUGAGCCUAAUGAAACAUCCAAUUCUGCCAAUUCUGCUGUGUAAUGAAGACUUCACUUGAGGUUUGCAUUAACAUUAAAAUAUGGCUUGUAUUAAUGA